This is a messenger RNA of Ostrinia furnacalis (Asian corn borer), 4176 nucleotides long. RefSeq lists its product as uncharacterized. Gene Ontology annotation, biological process: negative regulation of protein localization to cell surface. Gene Ontology annotation, cellular component: trans-Golgi network transport vesicle; Golgi apparatus; membrane. The transcript is spliced from 12 exons. The record is from RefSeq and is a predicted model, not a curated record. NCBI's taxonomy places the organism in Eukaryota, Metazoa, Arthropoda, Insecta, Lepidoptera, Crambidae. The coding region runs from base 17 to 1750 and encodes 577 amino acids. Gene Ontology annotation, molecular function: transmembrane transporter binding.
GGCGGAGCUGGUGGACAUGCGGGCCGAACUGGUUCACGCGCGGGCAGCCUCCGCAGGCGGCUGCCAGGACGGCGGCGACGGCGCCGGCAACGUGCCGGAGGCGGCGCGCGCGCGCUCCGAGGCCGCUCAGCUCGCGCGAGAGAACGCCGCGCUGCGCGAGACCGUGCUCGCUUUGCACUCUGAACUCUUUGGAGCUAGAUUAGCAACAAAAUACCUGGAUAAGGAACUGGCAGGCAGGAUACAACAGCUCCAACUCCUCGGGAGGGAUAUGCGGUCUGAUAUUAGAGAUUCUCUAUGGGCACAGGUGGAAGCAGAGAUCCUGCUGCAGCGCCACAAGACACUAGUCCGCGUGUGCCGCGGCGUCGCGCCCCGACCAGCCGCGCCCGCGCCGCCCGCGCCCCGCCCGCACCGGCCGCGUCCGCGCACCGUGCGCGUGCGCCGCUCGCCGCACCUCGGGCUCGGCAUCUCUGUCACGGGCGGACGCGAGCACGGCGUGCCGAUUCUAAUCUCAGAGCUGGAAGCGGGAGGGCCCGCUGCGCUCACUGGGGAAUUGUACGUGGGAGAUGCCAUCCUAGCCAUCAAUGACGUUGAUCUCACACAGGCGUGCCACAAAGAAGCGGUGCAAGCGCUGCAGAGCGUGAAGGGUGACUGCGCGCUGUGCGUCCAGUUUAUAGCCACCGACGACGACGACCGGCUCUCUGAAGACAAUUACAGAUUUCCACUGUACCCAGAAGAUGGCGAAGUGUUUGGGGUGGAGCCCGACGGCUCCGGCGCCACGCCCACCGCGCCAAGGACGCCUGACUACAAUCGACGCACAUCGGACGCGCGCUCAGCAUCACCCAGCUCGGAAGGCCGGUCUCCCGCGCGGCGCUACCCCGACUACAACCACAUCAACAACAACCUGGCCAUACUCGACAUGGAUGACGACAACAUCAAGAUCGAGGCCCGGCUUGAGGUCAGCCUUGAGCCGGGGCUGUCGCGCGGCGGCUACGCGGCCGUGGGCUCGUCCGACUCGCCGCACUCCACGCCCGUCCACAAGCGCGGCAAGAAGAAGCGCAAGCCGCAGGACUGGCGCACCAAGGGAGCGUAUCGAGCGGUGGAACCGGACGCCGCGUCGUCGGACGAACCUCUCGAGCUUCCUCGCGAGCGGCCGCGCGAUAUAGCCAUCGUGGACAAGGCAGUUGGUGGGUCGCCUGUCACCGCGCCGUUGCCAGCAGCUCCCAUCAUAGGGCCCACGCCGGCGCUGGCCCCAGCGCCUUCGGUUCCCGCACACAUGGCCCCCGCGCGUCUGUCCUCCGCACACCAGGCUUCCGCGCAUCUGGCCCCCGCGCAAUUGGCCCCCUCGGACCCCUAUGGAAUCCACGCGCACAUGACGUCUUCGGAUAUGACCCCCGAGCAUAUGUCCUUCGUGGCCCCCCCGGUGGCCCCCGCCCCAGUGGCCCCCCUGCCAGCGGUCCCAGCGACUGCAGCCCCUACGCCGUUGGGCUCAUCUGUUGAGACGCCGCCGCCGCCUGCGCCCGAAGCGCCGCCGGACGCGGAACACAAACCGACCCGUACCACCAAUGGUGACGUCAAGCCACAGCGGAGAGAAACUAAGGGAUUUAGGAUAGGCUCAGCGCGGCGCGUGACUGACGCGAUGGCGGCGGCGGCGGCGGGCGGCGUAGUCACGAACGGCGACGCCGAACGUGGCAAGUUUCCGGCGCGGCUGUUAGCCGGCGACGGAGACCCGGACUUCGGCACGCCGGUUUGAACCGCUGCAACCCUUGACCCGGGCAAAACCGUUCGAUGCGUGCAUCCAAACACUUCUACGUACAUUCGACAACACAUCAGAACAUUUAUUACAACUUUGUUAGAUGCCAUUUAGCUUGAUGUGCUGUCGUUUUGGUACUACUAGACGGGAUGUGUUGAACUGAGAAGCUCACCGCGAAGGUUAGUUGUAGACUAACUUAACAAUAGUUGAAUAUGACCGAUAACACUGUCAAUAUUUGUACGUGUACGUGUGAAUUUUACGCCAUUUUUCAUCGAAAACUUGUCUAGUAGUAUACUUAGAAGUCUUUGAAUCCAUCCUGCUCUAUCUUCUAUGGUCGAUGAGAGCGGCGGAUGUACGAGUAACUGUGCAGUGUAAGAUUCCGCAAUUUUCAACUCUAAAUCGAAUUUGGGUAUGUUAUUGAUUUUGUCUUUACAAUGUGUAACUAAAAUGACGCAAAACUAAACUGAUACACAGACUCUUAUUUGUUCAAGAUCUGUUUACUUUUUUAUUUAGUCUACAAUAACAUUCAUCAGUAGCUAAAAUGUCAGACGCACGUUCACAGAUGUCGAUAGCUGUAUUUGCGCUUCUCGCGCCAAUCAACUUUAAGACUCAGAAUGUUGUAAAAAUAAUCUAUAAUUGAAAGCAAUGUGAUUUCACUCUCGAUUUCUAAUUCAUGUUUUGCGUUAAUUAAAUUACACAUUGUAUAAAUAUGUCAAUGCUUCAUUUAACUUUGAGAAUGUUAUUUAUUUUUUAAUAACUAAAUAUCUAAGCAAUCUUUGCAUUGUAUUUUCUUCCUUUUAUUAGGGAAUGUUUCACCAUUUGAUGACAAAGUCCCUGAUAGCCUAUUAGGAAUUUCUCCUUCAUAUACACUACAACUUUUGGUUUCAUAUUUCUCCUGUAUAGACAUCUCACAGAUUAGGUCAUGCAACAUUUAUGUCCAAUAACUAUCAGGAACUGAUGAAACUGUAUCCAAAAAUACUCCUUCGGUUAAUAUUCAAAGUUCUAUGUAUGCGGGAUCGUACACCGCCUCGAAAUCGUUUUGCGCAGGAGGUCUGUGAAGAACAAGUGAAUAUCGGCCUAAAGUGAGAAUAUUCUAUUGUAACAGCUCGUUCAAACACUCGGUAUGUUGCCCGGUGCCUCUUUGAAACGCACAGACAAAAUAGAAUUGCCGCUUACCUCGUCAAAUAGCAGUAAUAGGACUAGCUAGCUAAAACUAAGUUUUGUAGCACGUGGUGCUGUUAGAUACACAAUAAGAGCCGAAGCACACGAUGUGAUUCGGCGGCGGCACGACGCCGGAGCAGCGGUGUCGCUGCGUUGUCUUACAUACGAAUAUUUUAUCUUUGGCGCGACGCAAUACGGAGAAAUCUUUGCGGUAUAGCGCCGUAACGCAUCGUGUCCUUUGGCUCUAACGCUCGCGCGGUUGCCUGGAGGCAUUUACGAGUGAUUUUUAGAAUAAAAGUUAAGAAGGAUGACGUCACUCCUUUAUGAUGGAAUGAGCAAUUUUGUAAAUAAGAAUUAGGAUCUGCUUGCCUGGAUUUGUGUUUGGAUAGUAAUAUGCAAAAUAAUAAUGAAUAUUGAACUGGUCUGUGAAGUAAUAGGGGAAAUUAUCUAUUUAUAAAAAUAAACUAUCCGCAUAAAGUCUCCCAAAUGGAAACAUGUAACUAUAAAAAUAUCUAUCUUUUAGAAUGUAUGCGGUGAUGUUAAUAUGUAUUCCCUUUUGAGAUAUUGUAUAAAAUUAUUUAUGAAUUUAAUAUAUUGAUUAACAUCACAAAAUUAAGUUAUUAUUUAUUGUGUAUAGCCAUGUCAAUGAGUGUAUAUUUUGAAAGUAGUCGAGAAUCGAAGCUUAGACGCUCUGCCUAACGGCCUAUCGAGUCCGAUGUGAGUAGUGAUCGCUCGAAUGUAAUUUUCUUUUGGUGCUUAUUUUAUUUUUUUAGAUAUAACUAUACUUUUUCUUGACAACUUUUAGAGUAAACAAGCCAUAGACUAAUACAUUGUCAUGUUUACGUACUUUAAUAUGUUUUAGCAACAAUUCGUAGCUGAAUGCAUUGUUACGUGCGAAGAACGCUCUGUGGCAAUUAUAAGAACUUCAAAGUCCUUUGAAGUACAGUCAACAGCACACAGCUUGAUGUGCUGUCGUCUGUACAUACUUUCACGUUGUAUUUUUUGUGGUUGGUUAGUAUUUUCGUAAAAGUAAUCAAGAUUAUCAUGAUAAAUUUAGUUUUUGUAAUUACUGCUUAGUGCAAAGUCGCAUCAUGCAGUAUUUAUUUAUGUAAUGGGAUGAGUCAUCAUCAUGACAUUGACGGUGAAUAAUGUUGCCCCAUGCGAGAAUUGUCAUUAAAAUGCUGUGAAUAGAUGAAAAUGUUAUACAGUACAAAAUCCUCGACUCCUCAAUGUGGCUUGAUAAAGAGUCACGCAAGAGUGUGCAC